AUGGCGAAACCACAAAAGAAGAAACAGAAGAAACGUAGGGCCAGACUUAUAGAUCCGGAGAAGGAGGAAGAAACUAGGAAGAGGAUAGCAGCGAUCGAGGCAAAGAGACAAAAGGUUAUAGACGAAGUUCACCGAUCAUUGCAUACAAGAAGAAUGGAUAAACGCGCUAUACAAAAUGCAUCUUUUGAAAAAGAGGAAAGAGCGCACCAGAAACAUCUUAGAGACAUUAAGAAGACAGGGAGCGAGAAAAUGAUGUUAGAGAUUCGCGAAGACCUGAGCAACGUCGUCGAGACGGGGAUAAAAUGCGUGUACACGGCCGUGAUCAUACCGGAGAAAAUCAAGUACGACGGCCGUUCGAUUUUGUCGAUUAAAGGCGUCAGAUACAGAUUGAGGAAUAACUUGCACAUGGUGGGAUGGGGGAAGGAAGCAGUCACGAUGAGCUCGGCGUUCGAACGAGUUAUCGGCAAGCAAUUGAAAAAAGGAUGGAUGGUGGUGCCACGGAAAUCGAUUUUCAUGAUGUGGAGUUUCCCGGAAGCGUUUCCCAAGUUGGAUAGCCAUAUCUCUUACGUGGAGGCAGGGACAGACGGACAGCCAGACGAGAAGUCCGUCGAAGCGACAAGGAGGAUCGUCAACUACUGCAAGAAGUUGAAGAGGAAGGAUCUGUUAAUAGUCAUGCUGUCGCAAGGAAUCGAUGACCUUUUGUGUUGUCCGCGAGAAGAGAUCACGCUGAGGGAUAAGCUCAGGGUGCUGAACAGAUUGAAAACCGCUGGAGCGACUCCCGAGGAAAUGAAUACCGUGAGGAACAAGCUAUCCGCGGUUAGAGGAGGCGACCUAGCACGGUUCGCUUAUCCAGCGAGAGUCAUCACACUGAUCACAUCGGACGUUUCCGCUGAGCCAAUGAGUCAACUGUCGGGUGGACCGUGCGUCUACGAUCCAAAAGAUGACUCAGCCUUGCAAAUUUUAGCCAAGUACAGGCUCAUCGAGAGGCUACCGCAAAGCGUAAGGGAGCUGGUCGAAGAGACCAUUCCAUGGGAGAUGGCUGCGGACAAGCAAGUGACCGAAGAGAAAAAGUACAGAUUUGUCCACGAAUAUGUGAUUGCCUGCAACGCAGACGCCAUGGAAUGCAUGUCCAUAGAGGCUUUCAAAUUGGGCUUGUUUCCUCUGAAACUGAACUCUACUUGCUUCGGGGAAGUCCAGGAGUUCGCUCGCGAGUACGUCAGACUGACUUCCCUGAUGAUAUUGGCAGUGGAGGGGAAAAUCACUAGACUGGACAUGUACCAGGAGAUGAAAGAGAGUCCUAUUUGUCCUUUGACCGACAAGAAGGUGCAAGAAAUAUUUCCAGCGAAAGACAAAUGGGGUUUGGGUCUGUGCCUCUUGCUGGGCGGUCGACAAACCGUCAAUCUCUGCCCGACGCCUGGAAAGGGCGGACCCAAUCAGGAACUUGCUCUGUAUUUUUCAUUAUAUUGGUAUAUGCGUACAGAGCAGUUUCCAAUUUUGAGAGAAUACACCGUCUGGUUCCUGGGCGGCAGUUCCUACGGCCAAGACGGCAAUACCAGCGCAGCUGGCGCAUUUGGCUAUAAGAGUCUCGGCACUGAUGUUUACCCCGAAUACGAAAAAGCCCUGAGCGUAUAUAACGAGGCCCAUGUAAAGUGGUGGAAACUUAACGAGGAAAAACGCAGGGAGCAUGAGAUACAGCGAGCUUACAAAGAAAUGAAGGAGCUUGAAGUUAUAAAGAACAAGUACGCCGCCAUUAUUCCCAACACUGUUUUAGCAGAAAAUAAUACAAACUUGAUGUUUCUGAGUAUCAAUGAUCAAGAUGAAUUAUUAGAAUUGAAGACUGGAAAUUAUUAUACUUUCACGAACGUCGGGGAUCUCCAUGUAAUACGAAUAGUUCGUUUCCAAUGUAACUGCGAUGGCAUCUGCCACGGAAAUAAAGAAACAAUAUGCUUAGACGAGGAAUGUCCCGUCAAUCUGACGUCAGAUGUCGAAGAGCGCUCGAAAAUACAAUAUUGUUGCCACAUGGGUGGAAAGAAAGAAGAAAUUGAAAACUGA
Messenger RNA from Hylaeus volcanicus, 2052 nucleotides. Its product is annotated as glycerate kinase-like. Gene Ontology annotation, cellular component: cytoplasm. The transcript has 4 exons. Gene Ontology annotation, molecular function: glycerate kinase activity. Bases 1 to 2052 code for a protein of 683 amino acids. The record is from RefSeq and is a predicted model, not a curated record. Gene Ontology annotation, biological process: protein phosphorylation. NCBI's taxonomy places the organism in Eukaryota, Metazoa, Arthropoda, Insecta, Hymenoptera, Colletidae.